CUGACGGUGCAGCAGCCCGCAGCCUCAGCCAGGGAGUCCCAGUCGCUUUCAAUGGAGGAGAAGCCCGGCCAGCCACAGUCUCAGCACCAUCACAGCCACCACCAUCCGCACCAUCAUCCCCAGCAGCAGCAACAGCAACAGCCGCACCACCACCACCAUUAUUAUUUCUACAACCAUAACCACAACCACCACCACCACCACCAUCACCAGCAGCCUCACCAGUACCUGCAGCAUGGAGCCGAGGGCAGCCCCAAGGCCCAGCAAAAGUCGCUGAAACAUGAGCAGAAACACGCCCUCCAGCAGCACCAGGAAACGCCGAAGAAGAAAACAGAAAUGGAAUCUGUUUGGAAUUUGCAGAAGCAAGAUCCCAAAAGGAUAAUCACUUACAAUGAAGCCAUGGAUAGUCCAGAUCAAUGAAGGUAGCAGGACCAGACUGCCUAUUCGUAACCUUUCUGCAGCAUUAAGAGCCACUGUUCAUGGGGGACGCAAGGCUUUUAUGCUCCUAGAUCUUCGCAGCAGAGGAACCAUAAGUAGAAUCACAGGAUAAUAUAUACAAAUAUAUAUAGUUAUUUUAAAAAAAGGCAACUGAAAGUAAUUAGAUUUCUUAAGGAAUCAAAAAUUAUUUCAAGAGACUACACAUGGUUAUUUAAUCUCCAGUACUGAAUAGUUCCCCCGCCCUUUUGUUAGAUUUUGUUUUUAAAGAGUGAAUGCAAGUGAUUAAUGAAUACAGACUUAACACGCGUGGUUCUAAAGUUCCUGCUGUCAUCAACUUGGGCAACAUAUAUGACCCACUGGAAAGGCAAAUCCACUUAAAAGAUCUCUGUCUUGUUCUGUGACUAAAGUGAUACACUAAUCAC
Elephantulus edwardii (Cape elephant shrew) is the source of this 857-nucleotide messenger RNA. RefSeq names its product nuclear fragile X mental retardation protein interacting protein 2 (gene NUFIP2). Gene Ontology annotation, cellular component: nucleoplasm; cytoplasmic stress granule. Bases 52 to 417 code for a protein of 121 amino acids. NCBI's taxonomy places the organism in Eukaryota, Metazoa, Chordata, Mammalia, Macroscelidea, Macroscelididae. Gene Ontology annotation, molecular function: RNA binding. The transcript has 3 exons. The record is from RefSeq and is a predicted model, not a curated record.